Messenger RNA from Nerophis lumbriciformis (worm pipefish), 1443 nucleotides. Lineage: Eukaryota; Metazoa; Chordata; Actinopteri; Syngnathiformes; Syngnathidae. The record is from RefSeq and is a predicted model, not a curated record.
AUGGCUGCCCAUUCCCACACUGCCCACGACCUGCCCUUGGAGGAACUGUUGGCUCUGUAUGGCUACACAGUGCCUAAUUCAGCCAAGCAGAGCUGUCACGCAGCUGCCACUCUAUCAGACAUGGCCAUGGACAAGAAUCAGAUCACUGAGGACAUCUUUGCUACAGCAGAGGGAGUGGCAUCGUCAGCUGAUGAUCUCACUCCCUCUGUCACCUCCAGUACCUCAGAUCUGCUUCAGCACCUGCCUUCUGGAAACAAAGACACAUCCGUCUGCUCAUCUGACGAGGAGUCUGAUGAUAUCUCCUUCCCCUCCAAUGAAGAGCACAAGGAGAUCAUGGUUGGGUCCAUGUACCAGGCAGCCAUCCCUCCACUCAGUCCGUAUACGUACCAGGAACAAGGUAGGAAUCCCUUGCUUUUGCCGUGCUCUUGGCACCUUAUUUAUACAACUCUGACAUCCCCGUGUCCAGUGUACAACAGCGACGACCAGUUGUUGUGGAGACCAGGUACUCUGCCUCUGCAUGAAGUGGAAGACUUCUUGUUGAAUGUAGCAAGGCCACGUGACCAUGAGGGAGAAAUUUGCAAGCAAACGUGUGCCAACAAUGUCCGAGACAAUGAACAGGCGCUGUAUGAACUGCUGAAAUGCAAUUUUAAUGCGGAGGAGGCACUGCGACGUUUACACUUUAAUGUGAAAGUAGUCACUGAAGAGCUGUGCGGCUGGACUGAGGAGGAGUGUAGGAAUUUUGAGAACGGCUAUAAAGUUUACGGGAAAAACUUCCACCUCAUUCAGGCUAAUAAGGUAAGGACCCGCUCUGUGGGGGAGUGUGUGGAGUACUACUACAUGUGGAAAAAGUCCGUGAGGCACGACUACUUUACUCAACAAGCCACCAGGAUCACUCGAAAGAAGUACACCUUGCUGUCAGGCAGCAUGGAAGACGGAGACCAGGAUGGGUACUCUGGUGACAUAGAUGGAAGUCAUAAUUCUGCCGCCUUACUGUCUCGCAGUAGCUCCACAGUCUCUGGAAAGCUGGCAACCCCCUUACCUCGGCAGUCGAGCCUGGAACUGGACAAACAAGAUGGAGAACUUCUGCCAGAGAUGUGCGGCAACAGCUGUUCUCAGAAUCUGUUUGCCCGCUCCUUCCAUCUGCCCGCCUCGUCAGAUCAGGGGAAUUGCCUCUCUGGCUGUGGCGCAAAAUGGGCCCAGCUCCAAGACCGUCACCCACCGGGCUUCUUCCAGUUCCACAUGCGCAGCGGUCCUUUUAUCACAGAGGACCGCGGCGCUGCAGGUGAUGUGACUGACUCCCCCUUCGUCCGCGGGUGGGACUUCACCUGCUGUGUGCCUCCUCUCUCCCACCUCAUGACCUCCUGUCCCGCUUCUCCACAUUUAUCUCCCUGCUGCGUUUCCCUCCCUUCCAGUGAAAGCACUUGGGAAAAUCCUAAUGAUUAA